This is a messenger RNA of Blastomyces dermatitidis ER-3, 204 nucleotides long. RefSeq lists its product as uncharacterized. Bases 1 to 204 code for a protein of 67 amino acids. The transcript has a single exon. The record is from RefSeq and is a predicted model, not a curated record. Lineage: Eukaryota; Fungi; Ascomycota; Eurotiomycetes; Onygenales; Ajellomycetaceae.
AUGGAGGCAACAGCAGAAACUGCUCCUGCGUCAACCAGCAGCCAUUCAUUCAUCCGCUCCCUUAAUCUGGACAGGUUGUGCGGUGAACGAAACAGCAAGGAACAGGCGCUAAAAUCUCAAAUGAUAAAUAACAACGGAGACGAACCUUACACAGGUAGGAUCAUGAGGUUUCCUGCAAACCGAAAUCGCGACGUCAUGGACUAG